This is a messenger RNA of Sarcophilus harrisii (Tasmanian devil), 2085 nucleotides long. Its product is annotated as calreticulin-like. Lineage: Eukaryota; Metazoa; Chordata; Mammalia; Dasyuromorphia; Dasyuridae. The record is from RefSeq and is a predicted model, not a curated record. Bases 1 to 1638 code for a protein of 545 amino acids. Gene Ontology annotation, molecular function: calcium ion binding. The transcript has 9 exons. Gene Ontology annotation, biological process: protein folding. Gene Ontology annotation, cellular component: endoplasmic reticulum membrane; endoplasmic reticulum.
AUGAGGUGGCUGUCGACGCUGGCGGCCGUGGCCGUGCUCCUGGCCACCUCAGCAGGCGGCCAGAGCCAGGAGGGUCCGAGCCCCGGGCUCGCGGACAAACCGAAAGUCCCGGGCAGCACCACGGACAGCGGCAAGACCAGACCCACAGACAGCUCCGUCACCGACAGCACCACCGACAGUGUCACCGACGGCACGGAUGGUACUGCCGCAAACAGCCGGGCCACAAAGCCCACGAGCGUGGGCGGAGAGCGCUUUGGGGGCAGCGCCACGGCCAAGGCCCCGCACCCCGAGGGCGUGAGUUCCCCGGCCCCGGCCACCGCCACAGCCGGCGUCGGGGGCGACGGCCCGGCCACCUUUCCAGGGCAGCCGUGGCAGUGGAGGAGGCGCGUCUACUUCCGAGAAGAAUUCGAAGACGGCGAUGGAUGGAAAAAACGGUGGGUCCAAUCUAAACACUUGCCAGAAUAUGGUAAAUUCCAGCUGACAGCUGGGAAGUUCUAUGGAGACAAGGAGAAGGAUAAAGGUCUCCAGACGAGUGAAGAUGCCAAGUUUUACGCCUUGUCGGCCCGAUUCGAGCCCUUCAGCAACGAGGGUCAGAGUUUGGUAUUGCAGUUCUCAGUGAAACACGAGCAGGGGAUUGAUUGUGGGGGAGGCUACGUUAAGCUCUUUCCUCAGGACCUGGACCAAGAGGACAUGCAUUCCAACUCAUCCUACUACAUCAUGUUUGGCCCAGAUAUCUGUGGAAUGGGAAACAACAAGGUACAUGUCAUCCUUAAUUAUAAAGGAAAAAACCAUGAAAUUAAUAAAACCAUCAAGUGCAGGAUCAACAAGGACACUCACCUGUAUACUCUGAUCCUUCGUCCAGAUUCCACUUAUGGAGUCAAGAUAGAUAAUGAACUGGUGAUAGUGGGGGCCUUAGAAGAUGACUGGGAUUUUCUCCCCCCUAAAAAAAUCAAAGAUCCAUAUGCAAGGAAGCCUCGAAAGUGGGAUGAGCGACUCCAAAUUGAGGAUCCCGAUGACAAAAAACCAGAGGACUGGGAAGAUUUUGAAAAAAUUCCGGAUCCAAAUGUGAAGAAACCUUAUGACUGGGAUACAGCAAUGGACGGCGAGUGGGAAGCUCCUUUGAUCCCAAACCCAAAGUAUAAGGGUGUGUGGAAACGUCGAAUAAUCGAUAACCCGAAUUAUAAAGGUGAGUGGGUACAUCCAGAAAUCGACAAUCCGAAGUAUAAACCAGAUCCCAAUAUUUACAGAUAUUACAACAUCAGUGUCCUGGGCCUGGAUAUUUGGCAGGUAAAAUCCGGAUCAAUAUUUGACAAUUUCCUCCUGACAAAUGAUGAGGAAUUUGCAGAAAAAGUUGGGAAUCAGACCUGGGGAGUGAGAAAGGACCCAGAAAGGAUAUGGAGGGAAGCCUUUGAAGAAGAGGAAAAGAGAAAACAGCUAGAAGAGACCAAAAAAAAGAUGGAAGCUGAUGAUGAAGAAGAGAAGAAAUAUGCAAUAGAGGAAGAGGCGGAUGAUGAGGAGGAGGAGGAAGAGUUUGCCGACCAGUCUGAACCGGAAAAAGAAAAAGAACUGAAGGAAGAAGAAGACGAGACAAGAGGAGGGAAUGGGACCACUAGGGCAGACAUAAAGGAUGAAUUAUAAUCGUAGUGGCCUUAGUAACUCAUAGUCAGUAGGUAAUGGGCCAUUGUUAAUUAGGCUUGGUAGGACACUAAAAACAAUUCAAACACAAAGGCCACAAACAUGUAUUAUGCUCCGAGAGUAUGCAGUCAGGGCUAAGUGCAGGGGGUGGUACUUGCCUUCAAGAAGCUUGUAUGGUCUAAGAAAGUCUUACUCCCUGUGGUCCUCCUUGGAUGUACUGUUGACAUAUCACUCAUGAAAUGCAUGGGCAAAAAACAGUCCUUGGCCGACACUGGGUGCUGUGCCAGGAAGUUAAGGACAACCAAGUAAAGAGUGGGCUUGUGCUCUUGACUUGUGCUUCCGGGUUCCUUCUGGCCACAAAUGGUACAUGAGACCUUUGAUUCAAAUACAUUUUUUUGUUCAAUUAUUUAAAUUUUUACCACCAAGUGUCCAACAAUAAAGGAAAGAAUC